Molecule: messenger RNA, 5059 nt
Organism: Xyrauchen texanus (razorback sucker)
Lineage: Eukaryota; Metazoa; Chordata; Actinopteri; Cypriniformes; Catostomidae
Product: aryl hydrocarbon receptor nuclear translocator-like
Exons: 21
Coding region: 256-2529 (757 amino acids)
Biological process (GO): regulation of transcription by RNA polymerase II
Cellular component (GO): aryl hydrocarbon receptor complex; transcription regulator complex; cytoplasm
Molecular function (GO): DNA-binding transcription factor activity, RNA polymerase II-specific; RNA polymerase II cis-regulatory region sequence-specific DNA binding; protein dimerization activity
Source: RefSeq, a predicted model, not a curated record
UCAGAGGAGGGUUUUAAAUUGGGAAAAAAAAGUCAACGAAAAACAACCAUUAAACAUCUGCAGACCUCUUCGUCCAGGACGGCGGCGGAAAUGACUCUCGUUUUAAAGUCAUGACAUUCGGUUUUAAGUACUUUUAGGAGACUUGAAGAGAAUUAAAGAGCAGUGCAAGAGCAAACAAACACUAGGGUCAGGGAGAUUUGGCUCUGGGCAGCUGUGAAAGUUGUUUUGUUGAUCUAACACUUUUACCUGUCGGAUAUGACAUCAACUAAUUCAGAUAUGCCUGAGUCCUCUUCACUAGCCAUGGACACAUUAACUGGAUCUCUUUCUAACAGUACUGCUGUGGUGCCAAAGGCCAACAACAAGCGACAAGCCAACUCAGACUUCGAGGAUGAUGAGGGAAGCAAAUUGUUCAGGUGUGAUGAUGACUCAGGCGGGGCAAAUGACAAAGAGAGAUUUGCCAGGGAGAAUCACAGCGAGAUCGAGCGGAGACGAAGAAAUAAGAUGACGGCUUACAUCACAGAGCUCUCAGACAUGGUACCCACCUGCAGCGCAUUGGCACGGAAACCAGACAAGCUGACCAUCUUGCGCAUGGCUGUAACUCACAUGAAAUCGCUCCGAGGGAGUGGCAACACCAGCACAGAUGGAACAUACAAACCAUCCUUCCUUACAGACCAGGAGCUGAAGCACCUUAUUCUUGAGGCUGCUGAUGGCUUCCUGUUCGUUGUGUCAUGCGAGACCGGCCGCGUCGUAUAUGUGUCGGAUUCUGUCACACCAGUUCUGAACCAGGCCCAGUCUGAUUGGCUUGGGUCCUCGCUAUAUGACCAGCUUCAUCCAGACGAUGCAGAGAAACUCGGAGAGCAGCUCUCCACCAGUGAAAACAACAACGCUGGUCGGAUGUUGGACCUAAAAACAGGCACAGUGAAGAAAGAGGGAGGUCAGUCAUCUGUGAGGAUGGGUAUGGGUGCACGGCGCUCCUUCAUCUGCAGGAUGAGGUGUGGAACUUGUCCAGUAGAACCAGUGUCAAUGAACAGACUCAACUUCCUGAGAAGCAGAAACAGGAAUGGUUUGGGUCCUUCCAAGGAUGGUGAUCCGCAAUAUGUGGUGGUACACUGCACAGGCUACAUCAAAUCCUGGCCUCCUGCAGGAGUGACUCUUUCUGAAGAGGAGGCUGAUAACAGUCAAGGAAAUCGUUUCUGUCUAGUCGCCAUUGGACGGCUACAGGUAACCUGUUGUCCCAGCGACACCAACAUAAAUAACAUCAGCGUUCCAGUGGAAUUUAUUUCCCGCCAUAACUGUCAAGGUGUCUACACCUUUGUGGAUCACAGCUGCGUGACAACAGUGGGCUACCAACCUCAGGAUUUACUGGGGAAGAACGUUCUAGAUUUUGCACACCCAGAAGACCAGGGAUUACUAAGAGACAGCCUUCAGCAGGUGGUGAAACUACGAGGGCAGGUUCUGUCGGUGAUGUUCCGGUUCCGCUCUAAAUCCCGAGAGUGGAUCUGCAUGAGAACAAGCUCUUUCACCUUCCAGAACCCUUUCUCAGAUGAGAUCGAAUACAUUAUCUGCACCAACGCCAACGUCAAUAGAGCUCCAAAUCAGGACUCCCUGUCCCCUCUCUCUUCCCCUGGGGUGGCACUGCCCCCUUCCCUGGGGCAAAGCAGUCCUAACUGCAUCUCCACACCCAGCCCAGGUCAAAUGACAGCCAGGCAGUUGCAGCAGCAGCAGCAAGCAGAGUUAGAGGGAGGGAUGAGUAGAGAUGCAGUGUAUGAAACAAAUCAGGUGGCUCUUCCUCAGGUUCCAGUGCAGACUGUGGGUGUGGUCAACACUGAUCACAACUCUAAGGCUCUGUCCUCCACUGCAUCCAGUGCACAGCAGGUUUACCCUCCAGCAGCAUCUUUCCCCAGUACUGCAUGCCCCAGUGAACUCUUUAGGUCAGCUGGAAUGGCUCAGCAGAUGGUGUCCGCCAAUCAUUCAGCGGGUCAGAUGCUGGCACAGAUGUCACGUCAGAGCACACCCUCUGCAGCCGCUGUCAGCAACAACAGCCCCAUUCAGGCCCAGGCAGGAACCACAGCACCACCUGGAGUCUGGAAUGCAGCAAGACCUCCCUUCAACACACAGGUGGCAGGUCAAGUAGCGAAGAAUCAGUCACCUCAAUUUAACAUGGGAGGUUUUAGCUCCGCUACUACAUCCUCCACGUCCUCUUCCUUUGGCCAGAUGGCCAGAGCUGCUGCUUCAAUAGCAAACACAUCGAGUUACCCACAACUCAACAGUUGCACCAACCCCUCGACUAACGGCUACAGUGAUGUUGCUCAGAUGGGAGCGCAGUUCACCUCCAGGCCAUCAGGAGUGUCAGGGUGGCAGCAGUGGCAAAAUCAGCCACACACACAAGGAGCUGCAGACACACACCCGCAGUCUCAGAACAACCAGCCGGAGAUAUUCUCAGAUGUUCUCUCCAUGUUGGAUCAGUCCAGUAGCUUUGGCAAUGAAGACUUUGGAGAGAUGCCCAUGUUUCCGCCAUUCCCUGAGUGAUCCUGCUUCCUACGUCACUUUCUUCACUCCCUGUUCUCACUCUCCAUUUCUUUCUGUUUUAACCAAAUUGAUGGCAGUGUUGAGGUAUAGAGGGAUCUACCGAAAGAGAGAAGAAUGGAAGGACAGUGCAUACUUCUUACAAACCAUACUGCGAGGAUACAAGAGGGAGACAUGAAAACGGUGUAGUGCACAGACAUCAAAAGCCCCUGUGCUUUGAACUGGGAUGAAGAUGUGUUCACUUUAAAAUCACGCACAAUUGCACACUUUGAGCACAAACAGUUCCACACUGUGUUUCUGUCAUACACGCUUUUUAUUUUUGAGCAGGUAAUAAGGAUUGAUUGUGUUCCUUUUUGUCCACUUACACACACACACACACACACACACACACACACACACACAAAGACAGUCUUAUCUGUCUUUAUUACUGUGUAGUAAUUGCACUGUGAUUUGACAUUUUGAUCACGUUAAAAUCUAAGAGAGAAUUUGAUUCAGUCCCUAGUAUGUGACAUCUGUGAUCUGGAGUGCCAUGGCUGCCUCAGACAUUUGCCCUGAAUGUAAGUUCAAGAGCUCUACAUGUAUCCUUUUUUAUUUAGAAUCGGAAAUUGUGGCUUGCUUUUUUUUUUUUCUUUUUUGUAGUAGCUUCAAUAAGGGUUGGUGAAAAUUUCGAAUUUAAGUAUUGAAUAAGAAAUAAAUGAGACCGAAUUCGAAUUGAAUUGGCCACUACAAGAUACUGAAUAGCAAUUCUAAGAAAUUCAACAAGCGCACAACAGAGGAAGUUCAUUAGUCCAAUACAAUUUUGCCAUACAGUACCUCAAUAUGUGCACCAUUUUUGGGAUAAAUGAUCUGUGAAUUUCAGUCAUGAAACUCCAUACAUGGCCCAAUCUGAUUGGUCCUUUGACAUGCAAUCUUUAAAGGGUUAGUUCACCCAAACAUUUCAAUUAUCCCAUAAUUUACUCACCCUCAAGUCAUCCUAGUUGUAUAUGACUUUCUUCAUUCAGCCAAACACAAUCGGAGUUAUAUUAAAAAAUAUGGCUCUUCCAAGCUUUAUAAUGGGAGUGAAUGGUACCUUAGAUUUAGAAGCCCCAAAAAGUGCAUCAUCCAUCAAAAAAGUAAUCCAUAUGGCUCCAGGGGGUUAAUAAAGGCAUUCUGAAGUGAAGCAAUAUGUUUUUGUAAGAAAGAUAUCCAUAUUUAUAACUUUAUAAACUAUAAUCAAUGGCUUCCGAUAACGGCCAUCCGCGCGUGCUUUGAGAGUUUUCUCUUUGAAACCCUCCUCCCCAGCACCACCUGUCUAGAUCUGCUUCAAAUAAUUGUAUGUAUAUCUAAUUGUGCAGCGGCAGUGAAGCAGAUCUAGUCCCUCGAGACCAAACCUAACCUAACUUGUCAAAACCUUACAUUUAUCCAGAGAGUUUUCAUGACUGAACUUUAUCGAAACAAAUAUUGACAUCUUUGACCAUGGGGUAAUAAGAGCAAUCUGUGGAAUGCAGUGUGUAUAUAUACAAUGAAAGUUUUCAUUUUUAUUCUUCUUCCUUGUAUUUGGAUUACAAUUCUACAUCCUGCUUGCUGCUUCAGUUCAAAUUCAGGAAUUUAAUUUAAAUUUUAAGGUAUUUUUAAUUUAAUUCGGAAUGGUGCACAACCCGGCUUCUAUUGGUGCAGUAUAACACAUAACCUGCGGUAGUAGUUCUGGACUGCUUUUGAACUCAUUACAGGCUGUCGAUUCUUCUGAUAUGUUUCUCUUGUCAAUUGUGCAGCUGUAAUAUAUAAAGUUUUAAACUUUUUAAAAGGACGGGCAAUUACCUGUAAACACAUCUCUUCCUGUGUCCAUGUCUUCAAGCACAUGUUUCGCCUGUGCUGAUGUCAUGGAUUCACUCUGGCAUGUUUUUGUAAACACAAUGGAAAAGAUUGUAAAUCGAGCAAUAAUGUGCAGGAUUUGUGUACUUCAAAGCCAUUUAAAUGGUUGACUAAGUAUUAUAAUAAAAUGUGGUUUAAAUAUAAAGUGGAAAGAAGAAACUUAUAAGCAUAAUCUGUACAGUAAGUGUUUUUGCUUCUGGAUUCAAUCUCUCCAAAUUAAUUAAUUUGAAAUAGUCAUUCUUAAUUGGCUUUGUACAGAGAAUAUUCCAGAAUUUCUCAUAAUUCUUAAGUCAAAUCCAUAGGAUAAGGAAUACUGACAGGUUUAAUGAUUGAAUUGUUCAUUUUAUUUCGACGAAAAGCUUAAUUAAAUGUGUUUUAUGUUUGCUUUUGAAUGUGGGUGUAUCCGUCUUCUCUCUUAAAUACUAAUUCAUGUAUAUUAAUAUUAGUAAACCCAUGUGUCAAUAGCAGCUUUUUCCCUGAUAUGAAAUGGCCAAUGAUCUGGUGCAUUGAACUGUUUUUGUUUUUUGCUUGUUUUUCACCAUCUUGUUCCUCAACCAGAUUUUUACAAUGAUGUAAACUGCAGUUUAUGUACUAGUACACAUAGAAUCAGAAAUAUAUGAGCAUAUAUGUAUGAAAUAUUCAAUAUGAAAGAGAACUGUUUUUGCUUUUGUAUUAAAUUGCU